GUUUCCUUGAUCUUAGUCCCCAACAUUAUGCUCGAAGCACCUCGAAAGCGAGCGCGGGACGAGGACGAUGACAAUGAUAGCGCAGAGCAGCAACGCCAGCGCCGCAAUCCACACGACAUAGCCUUAGACAAUAAUGACAAUGAUAAUGACAAUGUUAAUACUGAUAGCAGCGAUGAUGAGGACACGAUGGAGAGUGAUGCGAUGCGCAACGCAUGCUUUGCUCCAACGUACGAGCAGUCGAACGACCCGGCGCCGACCAAGCACGCGCCGCUCGAGACACCUCACCAAGACGAUGCUGCUGGCCAAGCGGACGAGGGAGCCAUGGCCAGCAGGCAGCAGCACGCGCGGCCCAUCAUCUUGGGCGCUCAGACCAGGCUUGCAUUGAAUCAACUCAAUCCGCCGCCGCCUCCUCCGCCGCCGCCUCCUCCGCCGCCGCCUCCACCAUUGGAAACAAGCAACAAGAGCGAUGACCAAGAUGAAUCAAGCGAAGGAUCUGGCGAGAAUUCGACGGACGACGAAUCGGACUCGGAUGAAGAGCUCGCAAUCGCACGAGCGCAAUUGGCUGAACAGCGCGCCGCGGAAGCGCAGCAGGAGCAACAUCAAGAAGCGGUCGAUGAGAAUCCAGAUGCACCGGAAGCCGAGGUCAAGUCCGAUCUCGGUCCGGAACCGUCAGAGUCGGUGCCGGAAACUCAGACUUUGGUCGAACGUGCGUCGCCUCCCCUGAAUAUUCCAUCGUGGAUGUUGCCGCCGAACGACGUGGUUGCGCUGCCGACUCAGCUCAAGGAACUCGAGAUUAUCGAGAAGACCGCUCGUGCCGUUGCCGUGCAGGGAACGCAGCUCGAGAUUGUCAUCAAGACCAAGCAACGCAGCAAUCCGCUGUUUGGCUUUUUGUUGUUUGAUCACCCGCUCAAUCCGUUCUACAAGCACCUGUUGCAGUUAAUCAAGGGUCCAUCCAGUGAAGCCAAUGCGUUGCAGAAAGGGCCGCAGCAGGUCCCAGGACCCGUCGCUACUCCCGUGCUCCCUGCUGCUUCCGUUUCUGCCUCGUCGACAGGAGCGUCUGGCGUACCACAUUUUAUGCAAGCUGCGAGAUUGCCGGUGGUUGCAUUGGCUCCCCAAGUGAAACCCCUAUCAGCACCAGCACUCAUCCCAACUACCUUACAAUCCGCAGCAGUUCCCGCUCCAGUCCAGCCUGUUCCAUUGUCCGUCAGUGCACCUCCACUACCGCCGAGCAUGGACGACACUCCGCCGCCCCACAUUCUCGAAAUCGUUCGCAAAACAGUGCCAUUCGUGGCGCGAAACGGAAUUGAGUUUGAGGCCACACUCUCGUCCCGCAAUGCAAACGACGCCCGCUUUGACUUUCUCAACCCAUGGAACCCUUAUCACGGCUACUACCGUCGAGCUCUCGAGCAAGAGAUGCGGCACGCUUAACGACCGACCGGGGCGUGGUGGUGGUGGAGAAGAGGCGUUCGCCCGGACGGCGCUGCUUUUCUCGUGCGUACCUGAAUGGCGUUGAGUCUUUUGAGCGCGUCGACGCUCCUGCUGAGAGAAGCCCCAAAAGUACGGUUUGAACGAUUCCAUCAUCCGUGCAUCUUUGCGCCGUCCCCUGUGGCCAGCAAGAAGCGCGCGCUGUUCCGUUUGUGUCUGG
Capsaspora owczarzaki ATCC 30864 is the source of this 1645-nucleotide messenger RNA. RefSeq lists its product as hypothetical. Gene Ontology annotation, cellular component: catalytic step 2 spliceosome; U2-type prespliceosome; U2 snRNP. Gene Ontology annotation, molecular function: RNA binding. NCBI's taxonomy places the organism in Eukaryota, Filasterea, Ministeriida, Capsasporidae. Gene Ontology annotation, biological process: regulation of alternative mRNA splicing, via spliceosome; mRNA cis splicing, via spliceosome. Bases 28 to 1428 code for a protein of 466 amino acids. The record is from RefSeq and is a predicted model, not a curated record. The transcript has a single exon.